UAUUCAAUUAUAUCUUAAUAAUGCUACAUUAAAAUUUAUUAAAUAUAUAUUUGGACACUGUCGCGUGCGCACUAUUGCGAUGCUUUUCGAGUUUUUCGUCAAUUGUAUUUUCUGAAGGGGUAAGAUUUCCGAACGCAUUUCUAUAGGGCUGCGUUCGGAAAUAUCACCCGUGUGCACACAAGCGUCGUUCUAUCUUUGUUUAACUUUUGGUACAUAACAAAGAUAGAACUGGUGUGCACACGGAUGAUGUUUGCGAACGCAGCCUAGAUGUACUAUCCUGUAAACAGAUUUGUAGAAUCACGCAUGCGUGAGAAAUAUUGUAGUUAGUAGUGCGCCGAAGAUGAAUUUGACGUUUCUCUCUUGAUGAGAAGCAAAUUUGUUGUAUAAUUUUAUUUUAUUUCGCAGAGGUGUGUAAAAGUCAUGGCGCUCAGUCUUACAAUGACAUCAAAAUUAAAGAACAGAGAUUAUGCAAAUAAAAUCAGACAUGGUUCGCCCAAGUUACAGGAGACGUUGCGAGAGAAGUGCCGUCAGAGAAUGCGAGAAAAGCGGGAUCAAUUAUUCAAUAGGCGUAGAUUUGGUUUGCAACUCGAUUCUAUACAUAUGCAGGAUACAUUGACAGAACUAAUGCGUCAAGAAUUUAAGAAUUUGGCAACAUCACAUGAUGGUGGUGCAAGUCUUAUAUUCAAAGAGAUUGACGAACCCUUAAGUCAAGAAGAGGCGAUUGAAUUGGAAAAUAAAAUUGUUCAUGAAGAAGAAGAAUGGAUACUUCAAGAAUAUGAUAAAUUUUUACAUGACGAGAUUGAAUCUUAUAUAAUGUAUGCUGAUAGCAAUGAGAGGGAAGUGUUCUGCCCUAUAUGUCAGAAAGCCAUAUUAGAAGAAAAAAGUAAUGGUGUAAAUUGUGCAGCUUGUGGACUAAAAUUAAUUGGUCGUACCAUGCAAGAAGUGAAACAUUUGAUUAAUGAGACUAUAAAAAUGCAUACAUUCAACUGUGUCAAAGUGCCAACAUUCAUAAUAAUACCUGACAAUCGUAAUCUCGAUUUAUAUUUGGUAUGUCAUGAUUGUUCUACUUUAGCAUUAAUUUGUUAAUUAUUUAAGAUUAAUUACCAGUAUUAAUUUUUAAAAGUAAAAGCACAAUUGCUGGACAAUACUUAUUCAAGAACAUUAAAUACUGAUACAUCAAUAUGUUUAAAGACUAACAAUUGUAAAUUAUAAUUUGCUUCACUUGUAAUACUAAUCAUAAUUUUUCUGACGUUGGUUAUAAGAAAUUCCUAAAUGUUAAUUAAAUUUACAUUUGCAUUAUUACAUUUUAUAUAUUUUUGUUAAAAUUAGAAAUAAAGAUCAAUUGUCAAAUUAUAUCAGAUAGUAACAUGAAAGUUUUCAAAUCAAUUAUUUUUAAUGACUGAUUCAGGAGUAUGUUUCAAUGGCCGUAUAUGUAUAUAUAAGAUGUUUAUUAUUUAUAACAGUUAAGAGAUGAAUGUGAUACAAAGAGAGGUAUAGAAAAAAUGAAAUACAAUAGUUCAGAUUUCUUCAUGUUGUUAUAAUAUUGAAAUAAUAACAUGUGAAUCUUUAUGAUACAUAUUGUACAAAAGAACAUCCCUUUUCGACGAGUUCACUUAUAUUAUUUAUCACUUAUCAUGUACAUACACAAUGUGAGUGUGAGUGUGAGUGAGAGAGAGUGUGUGUGUGUGUGUCUGUGUGAGAGAACUUCUACAUAUUGUUUUGUAAAAAAAAAAGGAAAAAAAAGAAUUAUCCUGUACAAUCUAAAAUAAAACGGCAAACGAAAGUCACAAUAAAAUGUCAAAUUAAAGAAUUUAGCUUUCAAACUAUUAACAGUUUUGUUUGCAUACCUGGAAUUAUAAAUUUCAUUAUAUACAUUUUACAUUAACAAAAAAGAUAUAAUAUGCAGAGGUCUCCUUUGUAGCUUAAACUAUAUUCGGUACUCAAACUUUUUGCAAGUGAUUUGUACAUCAUUAUGAAUUUUCAUAAUAAAGAUCUCAU
Formica exsecta is the source of this 1998-nucleotide messenger RNA. RefSeq names its product RPA-interacting protein (gene Ripalpha). Gene Ontology annotation, cellular component: nucleus. Gene Ontology annotation, biological process: protein import into nucleus. Bases 421 to 1086 code for a protein of 221 amino acids. The record is from RefSeq and is a predicted model, not a curated record. Lineage: Eukaryota; Metazoa; Arthropoda; Insecta; Hymenoptera; Formicidae. The transcript has 3 exons.